UAUGGUCAAGGAACCAAGCAAGGCAGCGAGACGUUUAGCUUAAAAAGCCAUCAAUGCUGAGUUUGUUUGGUUUUCAGCUGACUAAAUAUACAUUUUACAGACGCCGUUGGGACAAAGAAGAACAUUUAGCGCACGUUAACACGUCUUCGGUCCGGGAAGAACUCGCCUUAGUGUCCCUUUGAAGCGUCCCAUGCUAGCUUAGCUCGCUAGCUGCUAACAAAGACACAAAGCGGAAGUGAUCGACAAAGUGUGAAAAUGUGCAAAGUAGAAAUGCUGAGAGUGUUGGUGAAGCAGCGACUAACUGCUGCUGUGGAAGAAAUAUUUGUAGUGUUAGAAAGAACCAUAGCAGAAUACGAGGAGGAACUUUCUAGAAGAAAAGAGGAGAACGAGCGACAACGUCAACUACUGGACGCUCUUUUCAACAAACAUCAACAAACAGGCGUCAGUGAGGAACAUGGUCCUCCUCCUCCUCCGCAGCAGCAGCAGCAGGAGGAGCCACAGCCCCCCCACAUUAAAGAGGAAGAGGAGGAACACGGCCUCAGUCUGGACGGGGAGCCCCUGGGAGGACUGGAGGACUUCUCAGUGGUUGGUGUCCCUGUGAAGAGUGAGGAGGACUAUGAAGAGGUCAAAGGUGAAAGUGAGGAAAAGAGAGAGGCGGAGCCUCCGAGCGGCAGCUCAACUCAACUCAUGACAACAGAAGCUGACGGAGACCACUCGGCUGCCCCCUCAGAAAGCGGACAUUCUGCUGACAGUGAGGACGACGAGUCCAAAGCUGACCAGACGAGUCGCGCCGACAAUGCCCACUGGAAAUGUUCUCAGUGCGACAAAAGUUUUGGCAAGAAGAGCAACCUGAAAAGACACAUGAGCUGCCACACCAAGGAAAAGCCAUUCAUGUGCUCAAUUUGCGGUAAAAGGUUCUCUCUGAAAUCCAACUUGAAAGCGCAUACGAGGAGACACUCUGGCGAGAAACCAUUCUCCUGUUCCAUCUGCAACAAAAGUUUCAGUGAGAGCUCAAUAUUGUCAAGACACAAGAAAACGCACGCUGGAGAGAAACCCUACGCCUGCUCGUUGUGCAGCGUGCGGUUUACUCAAAAGUCAUCUUUGACCCAACACAUGAAAAUUCACACCGGCGAGAAACCAUUCACAUGUCCCGUGUGCGGCAUCGGUUUUGCCCGGAAUUCGGACGUGAAACGACACAUGAGAACGCACACCGGCGAGAAACCGUAUUCUUGUUCAGUCUGUGACAAAUGCUUUUGUGAGAGCUCAGAGUUGGAGCGACACAUGAGAACGCACACCGGGGAGAAACCUUACACCUGCUCGUUCUGCGGGCUCGGAUUUGCGCAAAAGUCCCACAUGACGGAGCACACAAGAAUACACACCGGAGAGAAACCCUACACCUGUACGUUUUGCGGGAAAGGGUUUGUGCAAAACCAUGGUCUGAAAAUACACCUGAGAACGCACACCAAAGAAAAACCGUUUUGCUGUCCAAGCUGCAACAAAAGCUUCUGUGACAGAGCGACCCUGGUUCGACACAUGAGAACUCACGCCGCUGACUUCACAAUGGAGCAGAAGGAGCCACUCAUAAAAAAGGAAGAGGAGGAAUCGCAGCAUUCCCGCUUCAAAACGGAAGCGGAGGAAUCACCGGCCCCCCGCAUUAAGGAGGAAGAAGAAGAACACAGCGUCAGUCAGGAGUUCUCAGUGAUCCGUGUCGUCGUGAAGUGUGAAGAAGAAGAGGUGAAAGGAGAAAGUGAGGAGCAGAGGGAGGCGGAGAGACCAAGCGGCAGCUCAACACAGCACAAGACAAGAGAAGGUGAUGGUGGAGGAUCACACGCAGACUUGGCUCCACUGUCAGAUAGUGAGCACACAGCAUCUUCUGACACUGACGAGGAAGACUCCAAAGAUGGGGUGACGUGUCAGACCGACAACACGCACUUGAAAUGUUCUUUCUGUGACAAAACCUUCACCAAGAAGAGGAGUCUCAAAAGCCACCAGAAGAAUCACACCGAGGAGAAACGCUUCAUGUGUUCGGAUUGCGGCAAAACCUUCUCUCUCAAAUCACAUUUGAUGAGACACAGCAGAAUACACACUGGAGAAAAACCUUUUUCCUGUUCAAUAUGCGGUAAAGACUUCACUCUGAAAGGAAGUCUGACCAUACACGUGAGGAGGCACACUGGAGAGAAACCUUUCGAGUGCUCAAUUUGCGGCAAAAGAUUUUCUUGCAACGUAAACUGCACGUCGCACACGCGAACGCACACGGGAGAGAAACAGUUUUCCUGCUCGGUCUGUGGCAAAAGUUUUGCACGACGAGGCGAUUUAAAAAUACACACCAGAAUACAUACCGGAGAGGAACCCUUUUCCUGCUCAAUAUGCGGGGUGGGGUUCGUGCGGAGUCAGUGUUUGAAAAGACACAUACGAAAACACACCGGGGAGAAACCUUUCACCUGCUCGGUGUGCGGCGCCAGUUUUGCACGGCGGGACGACAUGGUGAUGCACACCCGGCGCCACACGGGAGAAAAACCUUUUUCCUGCCCGAGCUGCGACAAAAGCUUCUGCAACAAGACCAACCUGGCGAGGCACAUGAGGACGCACACCGGCGAGAAAGUGUUCCGGUGCAGCGUGUGCGCGCUUAGUUUCUCCUACAAAUACCAGCUCGACAAACACGCGUGUGCGGGGGAGAACAGCAACGCCAAAUGAAACAAACUCUCAGGACGGAACAUUCAGGACGGAACAUUUUGACAACUUGAUCACAUAUAACUCUGUGACAUCAUUGUUGGGUAGCAAUUAUUGAUCAUUCAGUGUUGUCGACGCCAUAUUUAUUGUUAAUGCCCUUUUCCUACUAAGUUCAUGCUUUAUUGGAGAGUAAAGAUUGUUUCUUUUUAAUUAUUCAUGAUGUUUCCACUCAUUUAGUAGAAAGAUAUGUUUUUAUAUUUAUUCAGGACAUAUCAGGUUGGAUCUCUCUGGUGAGGGAGGGGUCAAUAGCUUACUUAUGGUCAGACCUGCACCUGGAAGAGGAAACAUACUCUUUGUUUCCAAAAGUAUUUGGCCAGCCAUCUAAAUGAUGAGAGUCAGGUGUCCUAAUGGCUUGGCCCGGUGUAUCAAAUCAAGCACUUAGGCAUGGAGACUGUUUCUUCAAACAUUUGUGAAAGAAUGGGCCGCUCUCAGUGAUUUCCAGCGUGGAACUGUCAUAGGAUGCAACAAAUCCAGUCGUCAAAUUUCCUCGCUCCUAAAUAUUCCAAAGUCAACUGUGGGCUUUAUUAUAAGAAAAUGGAAGAGUUUGGGAACAACAGCAACUCAGCCAGGAAGUGGUAGACCACAGGGAGGGGUCAGUGGACGCUGAAGCGCAUAGUGCAAAGACUUUCUGCACAGUCACUUGCUACAGAGCUCCAAACUUCAUGUGACCUACCGAUUAGCCCACCUACAGCACGCAGAGAGCUUCAUGGAAUGGGUUUCCAUGGCCGAGCAGCUGAAUCUAAGCCAUACAUCACCAAGUCCAAUGCAAAGUGUGGGAUGCAGUGGUGUAAAGGACAUCGCCACUGGACUCUAGAGCAGUGGAGACGCCUUCUCUGGACUGAUGAAUCACACUUUUCCAUCUAGCAAUCUGAUGGACCAGUCUGGGUUUGGAGGUUGCCAGGAGAACGCUACAUUUCGGACUGCAUUGUGCCGAGUGUGAAAUUUGGUGGAGUUAUGGUGUGGGGUUGUUUUUCAGGGGUUGGGCUUGGCCCCUUAGUUCCAGUGAAAGGAACUUUGAAUGCUCCAGGAUACCAAAACAUUUUGGACAGUUCCUUGUGGGAACAGUUUGGAGUGGGCUCCUUCCUCUUCCAACAUGAUGCAUUGCAAGGUCCAUAAAGACAUAGAUGACAGAGUCUGGUGUGGAUGAACUUGACUGGCCUGCACAGAGUCCUGACUUGACCCCGAUUAGAACACCUUUGGGAUGAAUUAGAACGGAGACUGAAAACCAGGCCUUCUCCACCAACAUCACCAAUGCGCUUUUGGAAGAAGGGUGCUAUAAAGACACUCCGCAACCUUGUGGACAGCCUUCCCAGAAGAGUUGAAGCUGUAAUAGCUGCAAAAGGUCAUAUUGAACUCUAUGGGUUAGGAAUGGGAUGGUGUACUGGCUAAGUUCUGUCCUAAAUCUGUUUUGGGUAACUUUCACCAAGAUACAUUGGGAAGGGACACGACAUAAGAGGUCAAAUCACCCUGAACAUUGGACAGUUACAUAAGUUGUUAUAAAAGAAAUCAGGUCAUCAUGGAGCGUCGAAAUAAAAAAGGAAGACCAAGCCUGAUGUGCGCUCUUUCUCAAUUCCUUCAAGAGAGGCACCAUCUUUCGUCUCAUGAGAUACUGUCUGUAAUCAUAGCGAUUCAAUUUAACUUUGUUCUAUCUGAUUGUGAAUAACAAACUCUCUAUUGUUCUUGUUUAAGAUUCUGACUUUUCGACCACAUAAAAUUGGCGUCCCCGUAAGGGCCACCACAUAAAAUUGGCUACCACGAGCAGGAUGAGGCCCCGGGGUAAAUCCCCGAUAUUUCCACCACAUAAAAUUGGUACCACGAGCAGGAUGAGGCCCCGGGGUAAAUCCCUGAUAUUUCCACCACAUAAAAUUGGCUACCAUGAGCAGGAUGAGGCCCCGGGGUAAAUCCCCGAUAUUUCCACCACAUAAAAUUGGUACCACGAGCAGGAUGAGGCCCCGGGGUGAAUCCCUGAUAUUUCCACCACAUAAAAUUGGCGUCCCCGUAAGGGCCACCACAUAAAAUUGGCUACCAUGAGCAGGAUGAGGCCCCGGGGUAAAUCCCCGAUAUUUCCACCACAUAAAAUUGGUACCACGAGCAGGAUGAGGCCCCGGGGUAAAUCCCUGAUAUUUCCACCACAUAAAAUUGGUACCACGAGCAGGAUGAGGCCCCGGGGUAAAUCCCUGAUAUUUCCACCACAUAAAAUUGGCGUCCCCGUAAGGGCCACCACAUAAAAUUGGCUACCACGAGCAGGAUGAGGCCCCGGGGUAAAUCCCUGAUAUUUCCACCACAUAAAAUUGGUACCACGAGCAGGAUGAGGCCCCGGGGUAAAUCCCUGAUAUUUCCACCACAUAAAAUUGGUACCACGAGCAGGAUGAGGCCCCGGGGUAAAUCCCUGAUAUUUCCACCACAUAAAAUUGGCUACCAUGAGCAGGAUGAGGCCCCGGGGUAAAUCCCUGAUAUUUCCACCACAUAAAAUUGGCUACCAUGAGCAGGAUGAGGCCCCGGGGUAAAUCCCUGAUAUUUCCACCACAUAAAAUUGGUACCACGAGCAGGAUGAGGCCCCGGGGUAAAUCCCCGAUAUUUCCACCACAUAAAAUUGGCUACCACGAGCAGGAUGAGGCCCCGGGGUAAAUCCCCGAUAUUUCCACCACAUAAAAUUGGUACCACGAGCAGGAUGAGGCCUCGGGGUAAAUCCCUGAUAUUUCCACCACAUAAAAUUGGUACCACGAACAGGAUUUGGUCGACAUCCGCUCCCGGUCUCUCUCAGGCAGACAGAAGUUUGCACACGCGCAUCUAAAGGCAAGCAAUUUUGCUUAAAAGUGUAAAAACUGUCUGUCUGGAGAUGGUCAGGACUGGUGAGACUAAAUACUGAACCUGUUCGUAACGCCAAUUUUAUGUGGUGGAAAAGUCUGAAUCUUAAACAGGAACAAUAGACAGUUUUUUUUUUCCAACAGUUUAAAUUACUCACAAUCAGAUAGUACAAAGUUGGAUUGAAUGAACCCUCGUGAAGGAAUUCAGAAAGAGCGCACAUCAGGCUUGGUCUUCCCUUCUGAUUUUGAUGGCCUGAUUUUUAUCAUAACAACUUAUGUAACUGUCCAAUGUUCAGGGUGACUUGACCUCUCAUGUCGUGCCCCUCCCAAUAUAUCUAGGUGAACAUUACCCAAAACAGAUUUAGGGCAAAAAUUAGCCACUACAAUGGCACUUUAAAUUCAAAUGUGAGUCAAGGCAGGUGGCCAAAUACUUUUGGCAAUAUAGUGUCGCUCCCAACUUACCUCUCCAUCUCCGUUGCUAUCCUUGCUGAUGGUCUUCCUGCAAUUACGAGCUUUGGGUUGUGACCGAGAGGACGAGAUCCGGGGUACCAGCGUCCAAAAUGAGUUUCUCAGAGGCACUUACUAAAACAGGCAGUUGUGUGACCCCCCCCCCCCCCCCACCUCCCCAACAAUACCGAUUCCUUCUAUUCACAACAAAUAUUUAUUCAGUCUUGUCUAAAUUUGCGCACUUAAAAAUUCUCAAACAGUUCGUUGCCAUCGAGACUAGACUCAAUAUAUACCUUGAUGGUGCAGAAAAAAGACCAUGUAUUUUUUUAACCGAUUUCCGAACUCUAAAUGGGUGAAUUUUGGCAAAUUGAACGCCUUUCUGUUUAUCUGUCUUGAAGCGAUGACGUCAGAACGUGACGUCACCGAGGUAACACACCCGCCAUUUUCAUUUUCAACACAUUACAAACACCGGGUCUCAGCUCUGUUAUUUUCCGUUUUUUUGACUAUUUUUUGGAACCUUGGAGACAUCAUGCCUGGUGGGUGUGUUGUCGGAGGGUGUAACAACACUAACAGGGAGGGAUUCAAGUUGCACCACUGGCAAGAAAUCUGCCGCCAGACCCCCACUGAAUGUACCAGAGUGUCUUCACAUUUGACCGGCGAUGCUAAGACAGACAUGGCACAGAGAUGUAUGGAUAACCUGCAGAUGCAUUUGCAACUAUUAAGUCAACAAAUUCACAAAGGUGAGUUUUGUUGAUGUCGACUGCCAGCUAAUCGAUGCUAACAUGCUAUGCUAAUCAAUGCUAACAUGCUAUUUACCGGCGGUGCUACAGCAGACAUGGCACAGAGAUGUAUGGAUAACCUGCAGAUGCAUUUGCAACUAUAUUACGUUUCCUUCCACCCACAUUUAAUGCGAAACAAACACUUACCAAUCGACGGAUUUAAGUUGCUCCUGUGUCAAAAGAUGCGAAAGUCCUGAUCGUUUGGUCCGCACAUUUUACCGGCGAUGCUAACGCAGCUAUUCGGCCAUGCUAUGGCUAUGAAUAGCGUCAAUAGCUAUUCGCUCAAUAGCUUCAGUUUCUUCUUCAAUACUUUCAUACUCCAACCAUCUGUUUCAAUACAUGCGUAAUCUGUUGAGUCGCUUAAGUCGCUGAAAUACGAGUUUGAAUCCGAGCUAAUGUCGCUAUAUCUUGCUGUGGUAUUCCCAUUGUUUGUUUACAUUGGCAGCACUGUGUGACGUCACAGGGAAAUGGCCAGUGUCUUCGCAGAGAGUCAAAAUAAGGCACUUUAAAGCUUUAUUUAGGGGUAUUCCGAGAUCGGUAAAAUUUUGAAAAAAACUUCAAAAAAUACAACAAGCCACUGGGAACUGAUUUUUAUUGUUUUUAACCCUUUUGAAAUUGUGAUAAUGUUCCCCUUUAAGUGUUGAAAUGUAAUUAGCUAAAUAUGCGCUAGGAUGCCUUUCUGGUUUGUUUAGAGUCAGUUAUUUAUGUUUUGGUGUGUGUGACUGUGGUGACGUCAAAGCUGCAUUAAACGCUGUCAAAGCUGAGCGUCCAUUGAUUUCAAAAGGGGAGCACAAAGUGGGUUGUACUUUUCUGUGCCACUUCCCCUCAUGUGUGCCUCCAAUGCUGUCUGCUGACAAAUCCUUGGACUCCAUGCUUGGUUUGUGCUCUGUCAGGUGUGGACCUGAUAUGUAGACAGGUGUGGACCUAAUAUGUAGACAGGUGUGGACCUGAUAUGUAGACAGGUGUGGACCUGAUAUGUAGACAGGUGUGGACCUGAUAUGUAGACAGGUGUGGACCUGAUAUGUAGACAGGUGUGCAGCUGAUAUGUAGACAGGUGUGCAGCUGAUAUGUAGACAGGUGUGGACCUGAUAUGUAGACAGGUGUGCAGCUGAUAUGUUGACAGGUGUGCAGCUGAUAUGUAGACAGGUGUGUGUCGCUCCUCAAUCAUGUCUAAACAGCUGACUUGACCACAGGUGGACUCCCAUUAAACUGUUGGAACAUCUUAAGGAUGAUGAGCAGAAUCAGGAUGCACCUGAUCUUACUUUUGGGCGUCAUGACUAAGCCUGAGAAUGCUUAUGUACAUGUGGUUUGGUGGCUCUUUGUUUUUAACAAAUUAGUUAAAAAUACUCUUAUAAAAAUGUUCACAUUGUCAUUAUUAUUUACUUUUUGCGCUCUUUGAAAUCACACAAACUGCACAUGUGAUUUCUUUAUUUUUUAAAACAUUUUUCAUGUAUUUUCUAACAUUUCGGUAUCGUGUGUGGAUUUUUUUAUUAUAUUUAUUUUUUAUUGACAUCCAGCAUCAGACAUUCCUAUCCAUGACGUCAUAUUUGCAUUCUUCAUACAUCUAUUGUCUGCCCUAAAUGUCCGAAUAUGUUGUUUUGGUUUAUUAUCCCAACGAUGCUAC
Messenger RNA from Nerophis ophidion (straightnose pipefish), 8387 nucleotides. RefSeq names its product zinc finger protein 271-like. Gene Ontology annotation, cellular component: nucleus. The record is from RefSeq and is a predicted model, not a curated record. The transcript has 3 exons. Gene Ontology annotation, biological process: regulation of transcription by RNA polymerase II. Gene Ontology annotation, molecular function: RNA polymerase II cis-regulatory region sequence-specific DNA binding; DNA-binding transcription activator activity, RNA polymerase II-specific. Bases 256 to 2694 code for a protein of 812 amino acids. Lineage: Eukaryota; Metazoa; Chordata; Actinopteri; Syngnathiformes; Syngnathidae.